CUGUGUAUUAUGUAUUUCAAGUGAGAAGCGGUCGUGUGAAAAGGUCUUCUUACUUGAUACAGACGCGUGAUACAGACAUAUCACUUUAUUAGUGGUGUUAUCAAUGUUUAUGAUGUAAAAGGAUUAAUGUAGUUCAUUAUUUAGUUGAGUGGAUCCCCUCUUCAGAGGAUACAAGAUUAUAUACCUGUGAAAUAAGAGUCUACAGAUGCUAUUAUAUUACAUUUUCUAUUUCUAAUGAUCCAGCGGUACUAAGGAAGGUUUCUUUCGUCCGUUUGAACUACUCUACAGGACACCAUACCAAUACUCAGUCAGGCUUUGGUGUCGGUGAUAAAUUCAGAAGAGGUGUUUCUAUGUCCAAUUACAUUGCGUGUGCUUCUAUAAUUGCCAGGUUUUAGUAUCGGAAGCCUUAAUUUACUGUGGACGUAUUCCUAUUCUAAUAUAAUUGGGAAUAUUGAAUGGUGCAUAGAGGAAACCUUGUUAAUAAGUGUUUGAUGAAGUUAAUAUGAAGGAGGGCGAUAAUGAAUUUCCACGGUAGCCUCACCAUGCUGGCCACUAUUUACUUUCCUGUGACGUGAUUGGCGGUGUCGUCUGCUAGUUGUAUUUUCCCUCGCGUAUUAGAAUAUACCUCACUAAAGGAUAGCUAAUAAUUAUCAAAGUUUGAUGUCUUUCACACCACAGUUGGAGCUGUCGAGUGGCAAUAUUUGCCACACGGAAAGACAUCUAUUCUUCAUGGAUUCCAACGAAGAGAACGAGUCGGAAAACAUGACUUGCGAUUCCUUGGAUUAUGCCAACAUGCAAUCCACGAUUGUCAUACAGCAGCUAAUGUUAACAGCAUUUAUCGUAGCUGGGUUUGUUUGUACCAAAACCAUAUACGACAACAUUAGAAAACGACAGGCUCGCAUGACUGUGGUAGUUAUAGGAGGGGGUCCCAUAGGGUUAUUAUCAAUCUUAAUAGCAGCCAAAACUGGUAAAGUAAGGAAAUUAAUUUUAUUUGAGGAAUUGUGUAAAAAGGCGUUAUUAAACAAACCGCACCAAUUAGCUAUGGACCCCAAGAGUGUGGUUUUCUUACGGAAACUAGGUGUUGACUUCGAUAAUAUUGAAGGCUGUUGGUCCAAUGACAGUUUCUUCACACAUGUAGGAAUAUUUCAAGAAUAUUUAGUGAAUGUGAUAUGCAGAUUAGAUAUAUCAAAAGAUUUACGGUUCGGACACAAGUUUACAAGAGAUAGUAUAAAAGAAUUAGAAUGUAUAGAAGGAAGACGUAUGGUGAUAGUGUGUGAUGGGGCUAAUGGUCAAGCUGUUCGACAACUAGGAUUAAGUGAUGAAUUCAUACAACAUUCCUGUCGAGCUUAUGGUGCUGUCGCUGCCAUCGACCGUCAAGACGCUAGUAACGUGCCAUUACCUGAAAGGCGAUACCACAACCUUUUCUUUGAUCUCUCAGCUUACGGCACUGAUACCAGUCAAGUUGACGGCCAUCAGGGAUUUUCUUUAAAGCUUUUCGGCGGUUCCCGACAUCGCUACAUGACGUUGGCAACCAACAAGAAUGAAUCAGUGUUAGUAAAAACCCUGAGAGUCGUCUUAGAUCGAUCGGUGAUGAGAAAUAUAUUUUUAAAAUGUUUUAAUACAUAUAAAGAUGAGGGUGAGAAGGAGAUAGGAGAUUCAGUGGCAUUAAAACACAUGAAGUUUAGUUCAAGACUUUUUGAAAUCAAAUUAUCCCAGAGAGUAGAGACGGUGGGAUAUUUUCAGGAAUCUAAUACAUUUGUUGUAGCAGAAGGUGAAGCUGCUAGAUGUUAUAAUAUACAUACAGGAAUGGAUGUGAAUGUUGGAAUAAAAGGUCUGAUGUCUCUAUCCAAACUUAUUACCAUGGCAACGACGGCGGAAACGGAACAUGCCAUUAUGAAUACCAUGCAACAAAAAUCGAAUCAUGCCGAACAAGUAUGCAAGGACUUCUUAAAAAAUGGUUUAAAUGAAUACGUGUUUUUACGACCAUCGUAGAGUGAAGCAAUUGGCGAGAUUUUUUAGGUGAUAUCGUGACGAGAUAGAUGAAUACCGUGAUACACAGUGUUAAACUUAAUCAAUAACAAAUGGAGUAUCUGGUGGACGUUUAUGGAGAAUGGUUUCUAGAGGAAAAAAGAAAGAAACGUAAGCAAUAUAAUGCUUAAAUAUCGGAAAGAAUUGUAACCGUUUGACGUAGGGAUUAAUUAACUGAUCAUGACCCACCUCUGUCGAUCUCCAGAGGCUGUGAUUUCAGUGCUAGAAGUUGGCUAUGCAAAGCAUAUGGAUGGAUCAUUAAAUACCUAUAAAGUGAAAGUGCCGCAUCAGUAAUCUCUGCUUGAAAACUACUAGUCUUUUUAUAUAUUAAGAAAUUACACGUAUGGAAUCACGCAUACCGUUUCUGGCUCACACACAGUAUAUGAUUCAUACUCACGUGUAAUGGCUCAGACGCUAUGAGCUUAAAUAAUAGCUAUGGACUUCCCAAUUCUCCCUGUCAUUUCCAUAAUGUCAUAUAAUAUAAAUAGGUUCUAAUAUUUACAUGGUUAACGUCAAUUUUAUUUUAGCAUCACUUGUUACCAUAUUAUUAGCAAGCUUUUGUUCAAACCGUAGAACUUUUCUGGAAACGAACCAAAAGUGUAUAUGAAAAUAUAUAGAAAAUACACAAGAACAAGAGAAAGGAAAUAAUCAAAGGGAAUGAACAUUAUCUUGCAGCUUUCUUCAACACAAGUACGAUACAGAUUGAAUCAUUGAUCUAUCGGCAUGAUUAUUGGUGUGAGAAGAGAUGAAAGUAUGGAAAUCAUUAGUGCUCUGUGUCGUCUUUUAAUACAACAUAUUGAAAGGUUGGCCACCAGAUAAUAGAUUUGUAAUAAAGAUAAUACCUUUGCUCUUUUAGCAUAUCUGGUAGACCGGUGUUUUCAAAUAGAGGAGCUUCUUCCUUUUAAAUCUCCGGGGAUUUUCUUAAUAUCAAUACGUAUUAUAAAAUACAAUAAAAUUAUUUGUGUAGAACAAAGAAACCAACUGGGUAAUUUAUCGACAUUAUGGAAAAGGCACAGUUAAUUAUUAAGAGAUAAUGAUAUGUAAAGAAAGACAGUUCCUUAUUUUCAUCCAACUUCAUUAACAGAUCAUUAUUUUCUUCUUUAUUGAAAGAAUGGUUUCGUUUCGUUUUUCCCUUUCAUAUUAUUGAUUGUGAUUAAGCCUGGAUGAUUUAUUUGUUUCAUAUUGUGUAAACAGAUAUUAGCAGGCACCUAGCAGCUCACAUAAAUGUGUUUUGCUGAUUAUCUCUAGAACACGACAAGAAUACUUAGCUGUAUCUUCUAUUAAAAAAUAUUAACUAAUAUGAAUUGGCUGAUGGUCCAGUAUUACUUCAAGUUUCAUACCACAUCAUAUAAUAAAAAUAAACUUCACUCUUUAAAAUUCCAAACCCCGUCCUACUACAAGACAUCUUCGUAUAUCCUGUUUACAGGGAAGGCAAAUUUAAAUCAACAUGGCAUGAAUCCAUUUGAAAACAUAUUAAAUUUUGUAAUAUUUUGCCUCGCCUUCGCAUUAUCAAAUACACAUAUCUCAUUUCCAACAUUCUUUCAAACAAAUCACAAGCAACCUUUAUGUCAAUGUAUGAGAAAAAAAAGAGUGUCCCAUCGGUCGGUCCUCUUCUGAUUAGAUGACAUUCUAUUCCAAACAUACAAAAGCAUAAUUAUCAUGUAUUCUGUCGAUUGUAAGUACCCAACAAGAUGGGCAUACACUCAAAGCCGUAAACAGAACAUUAAAACCGGUUUUAAAAGAAAAGUGCUUACAGUGCAUAAUUUUGUUGUUGACCCGUUUUUACAAUUGUUUGAAUAAAAAUCACUUCGAAUUAAAGGCAACCUUUUAAUGUUGCGUAAUAAUUGUUGUUGAACACAUGUCACAUGUAUUGAUUAAUUGAGAGGCAUAUGCCAUUUUUUUUUAAAAUGUUUUUGUUGGAUAUAUUUUAUAAAACGGCUAGACCUCUUUCAUUUGAAUCUAAUAUCAAAUUGUUGAUGUGGGUUGACAAUUUAUUUUCGUCGAAAUGAUGAAAUAUAACCGAUUUUGCGUUCAACCGUCAGCGCAUUAAGCCAAUCUCUCGAAACAAACAAAAAAUAAAUCGGAAGAGAUCAAUCAGAUCAACCCACUUCAGUACUAAAUGUUGACUUAAAUUAAAGAGGUUUAGCUCCUUUAAGUUAUUGUAAUCGUAAAUAAACUGGGUGAACGUAUUUGUGCGCAAUUAAUUAAUAAACCGUAGCCUCAGUCGGUUCGUUAUUUUAAAAAGUGUACACAAUUUGUCAAUUUUGUAUAUAAAUGUUAAUAAUAACUAUCAAUUUUUGUUUAAUAAAACAUUCCCAUGUUAAAUAA
Patella vulgata (common limpet) is the source of this 4356-nucleotide messenger RNA. RefSeq lists its product as uncharacterized. The record is from RefSeq and is a predicted model, not a curated record. The transcript has 5 exons. Lineage: Eukaryota; Metazoa; Mollusca; Gastropoda; Patellidae. Bases 661 to 1992 code for a protein of 443 amino acids.